CUGGAGCUAAUGCUGGAGCUAAUGCUGGAGCUGGAGUUGGUACCGGUCUCGGAGGAUCAAUUGGUGCAGGAUACACAGGACAACUCGGUGCUGGAGCUGGAGUUGGUACCGGUUUCGGAGGAUCAAUUGGUGCAGGAUACACAGGACAAUUCGGGGCUGGAGCUGGAGUUGGCACCGGUCUCGGAGGAUCGAUUGGGGCUGGAGCAAACGCCGGAGCUAAUGCUGGAGCUGGAGUUGGUGCCGGUCUCGGAGGAUCAAUUGGUACAGGAUACACAGGACAACUCGGUGCUGGAGCAAACGCUGGAGCUAAUGCUGGAGCUAAUGCAGGAACUGGCGUUGGCUCCGGUGUCGGAGGACCAAUCGUCAUAGAAUACGGAGGACAACUUGGUACAGGAGCAAAUACUGGAGGUAAUGCUGGUGUUGGAGUUGGCUCCGGUCUCGGAGUGUCAAUUGGUACAGGAUACACAGGACAACUCGGUACUGGAGUUGGAGUUGGUACCGGUCUCGGAGGAUCUAUUGGUACAGGAUACACAGGACAACUCGGUGCUGGAGCAAACGCUGGAGCUAAUGCAGGAGCUAAUGCAGGAGCUGGAGUUAGUUCAGGUCUCGGAGGUCUACUAGGUCUGGGAGCCGGUGCAAAUGCUGGUGCAGGAGCCAAUGCGGGUGCUGGAGCUAGCACUGGGCUGGCUGGUGCAGGAGCCAAUGCUGGAGCUAAUGCUGGAGCGAAUGCUGGAGCUGGAGCAGGGAUUGGUGGAUCCGCAGGUGCUUCUGCUGGUGCUUCUGCUAGUGCAGGAGCCUAUUCAGGAGCAAAGAGAAUGAAACUAAUGGCAGCGUGA
Auanema sp. JU1783 is the source of this 836-nucleotide messenger RNA. The record is from the annotation of a GenBank genome assembly. Lineage: Eukaryota; Metazoa; Nematoda; Chromadorea; Rhabditida; Rhabditidae.